Molecule: messenger RNA, 2911 nt
Organism: Anopheles maculipalpis
Lineage: Eukaryota; Metazoa; Arthropoda; Insecta; Diptera; Culicidae
Exons: 6
Coding region: 35-2911 (958 amino acids)
Biological process (GO): endoplasmic reticulum tubular network organization
Cellular component (GO): endoplasmic reticulum membrane; endoplasmic reticulum tubular network; cytoplasmic microtubule
Molecular function (GO): microtubule binding
Source: RefSeq, a predicted model, not a curated record
CAAGUUUUCCAUUUCUUCCGAUCUGCGCACGGCCAUGUACAGAAAACAACAACGGAACGAACAGCCGUCGCCCUGCUAUAUCCCACAGACCCAGGACGGCCUUAACAAUGUCAGCGAUCUAAUAAGCAAGUUCGAGGUACGCAACUAUCCUAUAAAUAGAGGACUGCUGCCAGAACUAUCGGCUUCUUCGCCCCGGCCGGGAUUCAUCGUCCCGGGUACGGCAACCUACGAAGCGUCCUACCGACCAUACGGUGGAUCGCCACGAACCGUGUACCAUUGUUCGCCGACUCAUUCUCCGCCCCUGGGACAAACGGGUCGUCGAGCGUACGAAUCGCAUCACAACGAUACAGCCUCUCUUAGUGACGGAGCGGAUAGUGUACGCCCAGGCAGGAUGGACGAACGUCGGUAUCGGCAGCGCCAUCCCGGUGGAAUUUACUAUCAAAAUGGCUCGCUAUCUUCGUUGAACGAGUCCGAUUACUACGAUGAAACGUACGAUAUUGGCAUGCCACGCACGCCACCCACCGGUGGACGAUACUAUCAACCUCAUCCGCAGCAACGUUACGGUGACAGUGCGCUCCUCGAGGAGGUGGAAGAAGCGCCAUUAAACAAGGAACAGGUUGCCAGCUCGCUGACACGCUUCGGUGCCAUACUGCAGAUGCUGUCCCGGAUUCCGUUCCCCCGGAUGUCGGUCACCGGCAUGGGGCUUUGCUCGCUCGUCGCCAUCUUUUUCUGUCCGCGUGCGAUCGGUUCGAAUAUAUUGUUUCCCGGUUUCAGACUACUGUUCGGCACGCUGUACCCGGCUUACGCCUCGUACAAGGCGGUGCGAACCAAGAACGUCAAGGAGUAUGUCAAAUGGAUGAUGUACUGGAUUGUGUUUGCCUUUUUCACCUUCAUCGAAACGUUCACCGACAUACUGCUGUCCUGGUUCCCGUUCUAUUACGAAAUUAAGGUGAUCGUAGUCCUGUGGCUGCUGUCACCAGCUACCCGUGGAAGCUCGACACUUUACCGCAAGUUUGUGCACCCGAUGUUGACACGCCGGGAGCAGGAAAUCGACGACUACAUCAAUCAAGCCAAAGAGAAGGGUUACACCGCCGUGCUGCAGCUCGGCUCGAAGGGUGUAAACUAUGCCACCAACGUUAUCAUGCAGACGGCUAUCAAGGGCGGUGGCGGACUGGUGCAAACACUGCGCAAAAGCUAUAGCUUGAGUGAUCUCUCCGAGCCGGACACCCAGCGGACGCAGGAUGAGGUUGACGAGAUUGUCAACCGGCCGCAGCGCGUGUUACGAUCGAAGAGUUCCCGGUCGUCGUCCGGUAGCCGCCAGAUGGAAAUGUACUUUCCCGAGGUGGAGAUUGCCGGUGCACCGUAUCAUGCCGCUGCAGCGCCACCGUACAACUACAUUCGUUCGUCCGAUGAUAUAAGUUCCGGUUACUCGAGCGCUGAACCUGGGCUGAGCCGAACGGCUUCGAUGAGCAACACGGCACGCCCGAGACUGAAAUCAAAAACGCGAGAGGAUGAUUACGGGGCCGAUAUGUUUUUCGAUGAGCAGAACCUCUACUAUGCUGGUGGUCCUGGCGGCAAUCCUGGCGGCAGCAAUGGUUCGGUCGAUUCACUUCCACAGCGAGCUACGAUCUACGAAGUGCAUACAGGUAGUGUUAGCUCACUACCAGCAAUUACCCAGGCGGGACAUGCAGUGGAACUAUCGUCGGCAUUCGGUGCACCAAUCUAUUCCAGCGCUACACAGUCCAAGGAACGCAUUGGUGGAGGUGUACCGAGUGAGAUGAACGAUAAAUACAAACUGUUCCUAGCAUGGAUGGAGGAGCAACAAAAGCGUGAGACGAUGGGAAUGGAACACGAAACCACAAAAGAGCAGGAAGUAGAAAGUGAACACGAUAUUGAACGACCUUCCAAGGAACAGCAAGACGUUGCUUCUGUGAAGCAAGAAGAACAGACAAGGGUUACCAAUGGCCUAAACCCGACAACAUCGGAAGAAACUAUGACUGAAAUGGAACCAGUGCAAGAUGAUGUAUCAACUUUGGAAGAUACCUUUCUGGAUACGAUAUCCGUAUCCUCAAACGAAAAUGAUGAGUUUUUAGAGGUGGAAAACAUAACAGAAACGGCGAUAGAAUUGAAUGAACCUGCAGCUACCUCCUCUACAAACGAUCACUCCGAAAAGCAAACGAAUAAUGCAGUUGAAAUUGAAAAGCUUGUGGAAGAAAAUCUAAAUACACCAGAAAUAGUUGUGAAGGUCGAUGAAGUAGCAGUAAAUGGAGCGUCCUGCGUCCAGUUGGCAGAUGUGGAAAUGCAAUCACAAUCUGUGCAAGAAACGGUUGAAAUACCUUCCGUGAUUGAAGAGAAGGAACCACUAAACCCGACAGUUUGUGAGGGAGAAACAUCCAACAACAAGGAUGUAAUAAUGCUCCCGGAGUCAUCUAACCUACUGCUGACUGCAUCAUCCAACUCCAACCUAACCUCCUCCAGUUCGUCUCUUGCCGUGUCCGAGGGUAGCACAGGUAGCGUUAUCAAUCUCGCUACCGAUGGUACAUCGUCCGUGCAGGCAAAGAAACAUACGUCCUUUGGCAAACAACGCAAAGCACCGCCCGUUCCACCAACACCGGAAAUGAUCGUUGUUCGAGCGCCUGCCAAGGUUUCUCCUGCUGCAACUCCAUCGAAACUUCCGCCACCAAUCGAAAGAAGGUCUGUGACUGCGGUCUCUCGUACACCGACUACCACCACAGCAACAGCAACCCCUUCUUUGUCGCCCGGGUCGGAAAAAUCUAAACCGAAAAAGUUCAUGAGCUCCCUGACCGGCAUGUUUAAGGGACACGGAGAAGCAUCAGGAACGGCGAGCCGUUCGAACGAAUCGGCACCGCAUUCGGCUGCUACGGGACAUCCAAAAGAGACCGAAAUUUAA